Molecule: messenger RNA, 1311 nt
Organism: Mycosarcoma maydis (corn smut)
Lineage: Eukaryota; Fungi; Basidiomycota; Ustilaginomycetes; Ustilaginales
Exons: 2
Coding region: 1-1311 (436 amino acids)
Source: RefSeq, a predicted model, not a curated record
AUGUCGUACGCAGGCACGACUCCGCUUUUUGCGCCCGGACCCAACCCACGAGCGCCAGCGCUCCCUUGGCGAUCCGAUGACUUUUUCGCUGUCGACGACCGUGUUCGCGGCGGUACAAGUCAUUCACACACUGCCAUCGUCCAAUUUCCUCCUAUCAGUAGGGGUGAACUUGUCUUUUCCGGCUUCCUCGACACCUUGACGCUCGGUGGUGCAGGAUUCGCAUCUCAGUCUUCGACUACUUGCUUUCCCGUCACGCUCAACAAGCAGGACUUUGUCGGUCUCCGGCUAGUGGUUCGUAAGAAUCCAAAUUGGCAAGAACCAACCCCUCCAUACGGCGGAGCCAAUCCGGGAGGAGGAAAAGCGCCGGUCACGUCGUUCGUGUUCGAAAUCAAGACCGAGGAGCCCGAGAGGCGGCCGGAUGGGAGAAGGCAAAGCGUCAUUGUUUGGGAGUGGAGUUUUUCCAUCCCACAACUUGACGGUCAAGAGGCGCAUAGCUUGAAUUUGAUGCAGACCAACGACGACUUUUGGGUCUUUGACUCGACCUGGUCCGAUUUCAAGCCCAUGUAUCGAGGCAGACCUGUCGAUCCAGACAAGGCGGGCGAGUUCCGCCCCCAAGACACGCGCGAAUGGAGCCUCAUGGCACGUAGCAACUUCCAAGCCCAGUCCGGACCCUUUGUACUCCAGCUUCACAGCCUCAGCGCUCUGCCCUCGACAGAUCAGUUCGCAGCCAACUUGCACGCUGACUCAUCGUCGCCCGUCGAGGACAUGCGAAAUCACGCCGAGUCGUGGGUCGACAAAAAGCUCGACCAUUCCUUUCGAGCUUCGUUUCGGUCCCACGUCUCCACACCUGUGACCGAAACGGCACCGACACCGUCAUCACCGAGAUCAUGCGCAGCAGAGUACUAUGGAUUUGCGCUGUUCAUCUUUUCCACGCUCCUAUGGGUCAUAUGGAUAGCUUGGGCUCUGACUCCAGAUACAGUGCUGCACAGUAUCGGGAUCGGGUGGUAUCCGAAUCGCGAGUGGGCGUUCUUGUUGCCCGCGUGGUCGCUGUUUGCUGUGUUGGCAGUGUAUGCGGUGUUCAUCGGUUUGAACGCGAAAAGUACUCCCGAGCUGCGUGAGAUCGUCAAUGUCACAGACUCGGCACAAAACGUUCUACCCAUCUCGAUGAGCGACGACAAACAUCUUUUCGAAGAUCAGCAUGCACUUGCAAAGAGUUUGCACGAUAUCUAUGACCUACCUCCCACCUACGUCUCUCGUCAGAUGCAUCUCUCUCAACCGUCCCCCUCUUUCGGCGUCCAUCAUCAUUCGUGA